Messenger RNA from Fusarium musae, 1011 nucleotides. RefSeq lists its product as uncharacterized. The record is from RefSeq and is a predicted model, not a curated record. The transcript has 3 exons. The coding region runs from base 1 to 1011 and encodes 336 amino acids. Lineage: Eukaryota; Fungi; Ascomycota; Sordariomycetes; Hypocreales; Nectriaceae.
AUGUCGGCUAUUCUUGCAGGAAUGUGGCUAUGGACUCAAUACGACACCCUACUCACUAGAAUGCGAAUGAAGGAGUACAACCAUCCAGUACCCCUUGAAAAGCCAACCUUUCCAACUGAGAGCGUGAGCAUCCUGAUACUCACCAUCGACACACCGGGCGAAUUUACAGACACGCUGCACUCCUGCCUUGCCAGCCAGCCCAAGGAGAUUAUUGUUGUUACGAUCCCUCGUGAUCUUGCAAGAGUUAAAUCACUGGCCUCUCCUGUCCUCGAAAAGGCCGGGAAUGUGCCCAUCUCCAUUCUGACUGUUCCGAAGCCUGGCCGACGAACACAGAUGGCUCUUGCUGUGCGAGAAGCAACUGGUGAUAUACUGUGUUUUGUUGAUGACGAUACAGUAUGGCCAAGCAAUAAUGUGUUACCGUAUCUCCUCGCGGGGUUCGAGAACCCAAAGGUCGGGGGCGUUGUCGGUAGACAAAGGCAAGAGCGACAGAACCCUGAUGUUCUCACUCCCUGGGAAGUCGCAGCUAUCCGAAAGCUAUCAAGCAACGAUGAGAAACAGAUGCUUCUCCAUGCCAGUGGAGGUGGUAUAUGGUGCUUAGUAGGUCGGACCAUGUUACUUCGAACUGCCGCUCUCAAGUCGGGUACAUUCCUGGAUGAUUUGACGAACGAGAUCUUCGGCGGCGGGCUCCUCCAGACGGGUGAAGAUAGCUUCAUAACCCGUUGGCUGCGUCGGAAUGGGUGGGAGUUGUUCCAUCAAGACGCACGCGAGGCUGAAGUGUUCACCGAGGUCAAAAGCGACUCCACCUACGUUAGCCAACUUAUUCGUUGGCGACGCAAUGGGUUCCAGGCCUUUAUCAAUCAGCUCUUUAUUGAUCCCGGGUUUCGAAGGAUCUAUAAGAGGGAUGCUUAUUUUGCUCGAAAGCUUGCAGAGGAGUUUGGACGGCCUCUCAUCACUCUUGUCCAUCUCAUUGGCUGGGGACUAGCCAUCAUGAACUCGCCCAGGAUCGCGUAA